UAGGUAUAGGUAUCGGUGACAUUUGGUUGACAGGAAAAUCGAAUCUCUUCAACUGAAAAAGAAUUAAAUAUUAAAAUAUUAACAUAAAACGCUUGUUCUGCGUCUUUCUUUAUACUUUUGAGUUUAGCAUUUAAAUAUCAUUUUACUUCUGAGUAUUAUGUUACUCUUUGACGAAAGAACUGCUUGUAUGGAGUAGCUUCUGAGUACUUACGCUCCGUUAUACCAGCCAGACCUAUAGCAUAAAGUAGCUCUCCAUAUCCAUCAGCGUGCAGUUUAAUUGGCUUUUUAUAUCGUCAAUUAAAAGCGAAUUGUGUCUGUGGGGUGUUUAAAUUAUAAUUAAUCUGAAAUGGAUUUCAAGAUGCACGAGUUUACCCACGCUUUAGUGGGCAAGGCUACUCCAGGAUCCAGUUGUGGAGAUGGUAUCGAAUUCGACGAAGUACGACGGCAACAUGACUGCUAUUUGAGACUCCUGAGGGAGUUGAAUUUAGAAGUGGUUGAAGUCAAUUUGCAAGGUACAUUGAGUGAUAAGCUAUUGCUAGAAAAUCUGGCCAUUGCUUGCCAUGGUAUUGCCCUUCUACCAAGGAACAACUCUUCUAUUGAAGCACACAAUACAAAAAUUUUGAAAGAAAUUUUGCAAAAAGAAUUGGGUCAGACUGUUAUUGAUCAAGUAGAUUCAGAUGCCAAUAUUUCUUGUGCUGAUGUGUUGUUUACAGGCCGAGAGUUCUUUGUUGGCAUAUCUGAUAAUACAAAUGAAGCAGGAGCUAGCGCUGUAGCUGAAACUUUUCCUGAAUUUCCGUGCACACCUAUUAAGAUAUCAAAAGGUUGUAAGGAUUUAAAGAAGUACAUCACAAUGGCGGGCCCUGAUGUAUUAUGUGUCAGCGCUAGCAAGGAAGCCAAAGAAUUGCUUAAGAGAAUCGAACGCGAAGCUAACUUCACUUAUCAAACUUUGACGGUUCCCGAAGACGAGGCUGCCAACUGCGUUUAUGUUAAUGGCACUCUAAUACAUAGGGCUAUUGAGGAAAUUCCUGAAGCAUUCAAGGUCUUCUGUGAAAGAAUCGACUUUGCUAGAAGAUCUAUUUGUUAUUCGGAGUUUGCGAAGAUGCAGGCCGGUUUGAGUUCGUGUUGUUUGCUAGUAAGAAAACCUUAAAUGUAUUCAGAUCUUUGUGUGUGGAGCUCGAUACACCUACACGUCUGCUUUGUAUAAAUAGGUAGUUUUCUAGCUGGAACUAUCUAAAUUAAAUAAUGAUAAUAGUUCUGAUUGUACAGUUUCACUGAGAUUAUUAAGUUCUGAUAAUUGACAAAUCUGAUAACGGACAUCCAAUGCGAAUGGUGUAGGUGUUAUUGAAACUCCUAGGUAAUGUUUUUAUUUAAUUUUAUUUACCUUGGCCCAAUAUCACUAAACUGAAAUUGUUUUAAACAAAUAAAUUGCGAUCUGAGUUUAUUUAAUGAUUUUAAAUAAAUAGUAUUACACCACUAUAAAUCAUUAAGGGCUGAUUUUCAGUGGUUACAUAAAAGUUACCUGGGGAAUAAUUAUGAUGCUGUUGCGUCAGAAUGUUUGUAUAAGACAGUGACAGCAACAAUUUUGCUCCUCAGAUAACCUUUAUGUUACUAUUGAAAAAUCAGCUCAAAAAAAACAUUACGAACUAUCCUACCUCAAAGCACAUACUAGCUAUAUGAAUACAGUGCAAUAAUAUUUAUUAAUAUUUCACCUAUUUACCAGUAAUUAUUCCUAAAAAUACAAAAUUUUAGUGAAAUUGGGCUUUAUUUAAUUAACGUAAAAACUUAUUUUUGAGCUUAUUCUGCAAUUUUUUUCUCACAUAAUGUCUGACACCAAUGACAAUAAAAUAAUGAAACAAUAAGUAAACAAAAUAAUUAUUGCGAAAUUACUGGUUUAACCUUAAUUAGAUUUUCUGUAUUCUGUCAUAGAGUGGCAUAAAAUGUUAUUGUAAGCAAUUUUGAUACAAUAUAUGACACAUAGGUAUGUUGUUAAAUGAUGCAUUUAUAAGAACCUACAUGUUAUUCUUCUUAAAUCAUCAAUUCAAUAUAUAUCUGCCUUUAAAACUUUUAAUGUGUCAUAAAAAUCUAUUUGCCAAAAUAUUUAAACACUUUAUACUAUAAUAGCAAAUCUAUCAUUCUUGAUAGCUACGCUUCUUUCGACCUUAAUAUCUUUAUACAGGUACUUGUACUACUUUGUAUCUAAAAAAAAUAUUUAAUGGUUGUUAUUUGUCACAAAUUGAUAUAAAACACACCAUUCGACCGACCACAAAACCGGUCAGCUAUCCGUGGUUUUCAUACAAUAUCUUCCUUGUUUCUUCCCUCGUAGUUUCGACCUGUAUCUCUAGAUCUGUUGACCUUACUAAUAUUAUUAAUAUUAUCUAUUAAGCCUAAGCAUC
Molecule: messenger RNA, 2393 nt
Organism: Spodoptera exigua (beet armyworm)
Lineage: Eukaryota; Metazoa; Arthropoda; Insecta; Lepidoptera; Noctuidae
Source: the annotation of a GenBank genome assembly